AUGAAGAAUACCAUGAAGAGGGCCGGGUUAAGUAAAGGUCUCACUGACGCUAUGAAAACUGCUGCUUUUUUCAGCGUGCUAUCCUUGGCAGUGGAGUUAGUAUACUCUCAGGCUGCGGGAUAUGCUCAAUGCGGUGGACCUAAUUGGACUGGAGCCAGAACUUGCGUUUCUGGAUAUGUUUGUCAAUAUCAGAAUCCGUAUUACUCACAAUGUGUUCCGGGUACAACAACCACUUCAGUACCGACAACUUUGACCACGACAACCAAGACCAGCACCACCACAUCUACAACCUCUAAACCAAACACGUCAACAACUUCAUCUUCAAAAACGAGUCCGACGGUAACCUCAACGGUUCAAUCAUCAUGCACUGCGGCAUUUACUCCAAUUACUGCUUCAGCAGCAUUUGCUGCAUUGAAUCCAGGAUGGAAUCUGGGAAACACCUUGGAUGCUGUCCCAGAUGAAGGCUCUUGGAACAAUCCUGCUGUUAUCGCUGGUACAUUCUCGGCAGUCAAGGCUGAGGGAUUCAAUAGUGUUAGGAUACCAGUAACAUGGGCAUAUCACUUUGUAUCCUCUUCCCCAAGCUGGACUGUUAACACUACUUGGAUGGAUCGAGUUGAAACAGUCGUAGAUCAAGCCCUAGCCACUGGAAUGUAUGUGAUCCUCAAUGUCCAUCACGAUUCCUGGACUUGGGCAGAUGUCUCUGCUUCUGGAGCCAAUCUUACUAUGAUCGAAGAGAAAUUCUCUGCCCUUUGGUUUCAAAUCGGAAGGAGAAUGAGAUGCAAAUCUAGUAAAUUGAUAUUUGAGCCAAUCAACGAACCACCCGGAACAACACAAGAUCACGCGAAUGAAAUUAAUAAACUCAACACUCUUUUCCUCGCAGCUGUCAACCAAGCCGGGGGCUAUAAUCCCCAACGAGUAGUUACACUUUCUGGUCUUCAGAUGAAUUCAGUAUAUACUGAACAAUGGUUUACAAAACCAACAACAUAUACCACUCAACCUUGGGGUUUUCAAUUUCACUACUACUCGCCAUACACGUUCAUUUUUGACGCUUGGGGUGGUACCACCUGGGGAUCUGAUGCCGAUAAAGCCACCUUAACAGAAGACUUUCAACUCUUUGCAGGCAACUUUACCGGUAUCCCAACUUUAAUUGGAGAAUGGCAAGCUACACCCUUGUUCACUGAACCUGCCGCUAGAUGGAAGUACACGGAUUACUUUGUGAAAACGGCUAAGAGUUUUGGUUUUGCUCAUAUACUUUGGGAUAAUGGACUUGAUUUUUUGAACCGCGCUACAAAUACAUGGGAUGAUCCUAUCUCCAUGUCUAUCCUUUUCAACGCUGCCAAAGGGGUCUCGAACUCUCUCGCAGAUAGCACGACAGACCUACUUACCACGUCUCAGAAUUCCUCGGCAAACCUCUUCCACAAAGUCGGCGAUGCAGUCAUCGCACAAUCAGUUCCUUACCUCUUAAAUGGAAACACCUUGUCAUCCAUCAAAACCUCUGCAGGCACAACAUUAGCAACUACCUCGUACAGUAUAUCCUCCGCUGGUGUACUGACCUUUACCCAAGCCUACCUCGCAACCCUAUACUCUUCCACAACUGCGCCCGGCAUUAAGGCCACCCUAACCUUGACAUUUUCCGCCGGCUCUCUCUCACAACUACAAAUCGUACAAUGGGCCACCCCAACCCUCUCUCAAACCUCCUUUAGCAAACAAAGUACUACAGAUCUCACAAUCCCAAUCAACUAUGCGGGAUUACCACAAGUCGCUGCGGUCAAAGCUUUGAAUGCAGAUGGCUCGUAUAUGGUUUCUGGUGAUGCUUGGACUGUAUAUUUGGGACCAUUGCAACAAGCUAGAUGGACUUAUGGAUCUUGGACGAGUAGUAGUGCUGGAUUGACAAUACCUGUUGCUGGUCUGACGGCUAUCAGUAGCACGGGACAGACCAAUAUUUUAACACUUGAGUAUAACCGUCCAUUCACAAAAAAGAAGAGGGUUCGCUAUACUCAUGCUGGUCGUGAAAAUUCUAGCAAACUCUCUGGAAGAAAGUCUUCACGUUUGACACCUUUCAUUGUCGGAAAUUUUCAUUCAUCAAGAUACGAGAAAUUUCGAAAAUGCGCUAUCAAUACAUUUCUUGAGACCGGCUUACCAUGGUUGGAAACCGCAUCACCGAUUUCGAUCGAAGAGUUUGUGCAGCGAAGAAAUAAACUAGCUGUUGCUCUCGAAAUCGAUGGGACAGAUGCGUUUAUUGUUGAGCCAGGAUAUACAUUUCAAUAUUAUGCUAACAUCAGCCAAAUGGAUCGGGAAGCUUGGGAGCCUGAAGAACGACCAUUUCUCAUGAUCAUAAUGCUUCGGUUUGAUACUAAUUCGAGCCAAACUGUUGCAAAGACAACUUUCUUAGCUCCCAAUUUCGAGGAAGGAAGGGUAAGAAUGCUUGGUAUGCUAUUUGAAGAAGACCUGAGUAUUGUUACAUGGGAGGAACACUGGAAUCCUUACUCAACACUUUUGGACAGCUGGCACAUGGCCGAAGGUAGGGACCAUAUCCCUACUAAACCAAAAGUAAUGGUCGAUAAAGAGAUGAGGGACUUCAUACAGAGAGGACUUGGCGAAAAUGAGUUCGAGGUGUUAGGACUAGCUGGCAGUGUGAAACGAGUCAGGCAAACGAAAACAGUUGGCGAGGUAAAUAUUAUGAGAGCAGUCAAUACUGGAACAGUCGAGGCAUUACGAGAUAUGCGGAAGUGUAUGGUAUUGGGCUUGACCGAAAAUGAGGUCAUGAAUGGUCUUGACAGUACAAUGGGAGCUGGUAAAAUGGAACCAUUCUUUGACAUUGUGCUUUUUGAUGAGAAUGCCGCAAUGCCACAUGGUGGGCCUGAUGGAAGUAAAGUUCUAGAAAAAGAGACUCUCGUGUUAAUUGACGUUGGUGCUCACUUGUAUGGGUAUUCUUCAGAUAUUUACAUCGCGGCUCGGGAUGUCAUCGCCGAUGCUGAUUAUGAGAAAGCAUUCACCCAUCGUGUUGGACAUGGAAUUGGUAUCAAGGCGCAUGAGAGUCCUUAUUUGAAUGAGGGAAACUUUGAAGAGAAGUUGCACGCAGGUAUAGCGUUUACACAUGAGCCUGGAGUGUAUCUUAAGGUGAGGUGUGGCGUGAGGCAUGAAGAUGUAUUUCUCGUGAAAGAGGACGGAGAAACAGAUAUCUUGACAGGUUCCAGGAAGCUUGAGAAGCUUUUAUCCGAAGCCCGAAGCAAGCGGUUGCGAUAUGCUGUACAAGCUUGCCGAUUGAGUCCUCAAGGCAUCUGGCACAAAGAUACCGAGCAUGCACGAUCUGCAGCCAGUGAUGGCCUCAAUAACGUUCAGGACGAUAUCUAA
Sclerotinia borealis F-4128 is the source of this 3354-nucleotide messenger RNA. Lineage: Eukaryota; Fungi; Ascomycota; Leotiomycetes; Helotiales; Sclerotiniaceae. The record is from the annotation of a GenBank genome assembly.